This is a messenger RNA of Dermacentor andersoni, 4485 nucleotides long. RefSeq lists its product as uncharacterized. The record is from RefSeq and is a predicted model, not a curated record. Lineage: Eukaryota; Metazoa; Arthropoda; Arachnida; Ixodida; Ixodidae.
GGACAUAGCGCCAUUUUCAGACAGCACAUACGGUUAUCGCGUGACACGCUAUAGGGCUUGCUAUAGCUCUGCCGUCAACUCUGCGACAGAUGCACCGGCCGCCAUGUUCGUGACGCGCCACUCCUGGUGACCAGCGCCGCCGCCGUCUCCGAACUCGACGCACCGCAAGAACGAGCGAAAGAACGAGGUGGAAGAGGGAGAGAGAGGCGCUGGAUGGGAAAUGAGAAAGGAGGGGCUCCUCUUAGGGAGGAUGGGGAACGGAUCGAGGGAGGAGAGAAGGAAAAUUAGGAAGCAGUAGCAGCAGAUUGGAGGCGCGUAGGAACAAGGCGAGGGGGAGAAGCGCGGAAGAAAGGGAGCGCGGCGGAAGGAGGCGGCGAGGAGGGCGCGCAAUUCCGAGACGGGACGUCUCCGCGGGACGAUCAUCGUAUUAGUUCCUUGCUCUUUUCGCGGUGCCCUCUCUUCUGCCCGAUGCGGCGCCUGCUGCUCCUGCUAAUGCUGCGAGUUUGAUUUUGAAUAUCGGCGUGUUACGGACGCCCGUCCGUUCGCUCCUCGUAAAACCCUCCCCCCGAGAGUCCCGUUCGCGCCGCAUAGUUUUCGGCGGCCUUGUCUUAGGCGCAAGUUCUUCGUGUACACAGGGGGUUGUGUCACGGCGUUCGUGCGAGUACCGAGGGAGCGGUGUGGGCAUACGUCCCGCGUGUGGGGAAGGAGUUGAACGGCGAAUCCGGUGGCAGACUCGUCGUUGUCCGGCUGCCAACGCUUCAGCCCUGGCGUAGCGUUGGGGACCGCGGCCCGUGUUUGGUGCCCGAGCCCUCGAUCCGAGGAGCUAUGUGCCGCGCCACACAGGCGGGGUGUAGGGAACCCUCUGUCGCUGGGACCGAACGUCCCGGCCCCGGAAAGCGUUCCCGAAGUGCCGCCGCCCGACCGCCCUCGUCGGCUCCGUCGCCCCACCUGCUGCCGCCGUUGUCGCCUUCUUUGUCGAGGGCCACCUCCGCACAAGUGUCAAAAUGCCCCCGGCCAUGCUUGUGCUGCAGACGCGUCCAAGCCGUCUGCUGGGCGGCGGCUUCUCCCGAGUGCUCCGCAACUCCAUCACCAUCAAGAUGGUGCUGGGCAUCGUGCUGUUCUUUGCCGGCAUGAGCAGCCUGUACGUAAACCACCGGCUGGGACUGUCCCUCGCCGGCGUCGGCCUCGUGCUGGUCUUCGUGCCCGCCGAAUUCCUCUUCGGCCUAUGCAUCGACUUCAAAGGUCACAAGGAGAACGGCAGGUGUUCGCGGUCCGGCAGCACCAAGUCCGACUACCGACCCACGGAAGUGGUGGUCGAGGACAACGGCGGCAACGGCGCCGUGGUCUCCGUCGUUUCCGGCGACGAGGCUUCCACAUUUCCGCCGGAAGGGGUCCGGGAAGAGGCCGGAAGCGGGGACGCCGGCUCUUCGCAGAACGAAGGGAGCUCGCCGGGCGGCGACAGCAGACGGACGUCCUCACCUCGGUGCACGUGUCCAGGAAAGAACUCGCCGCCGGACGUGGCCGUGCAGCUGCACCGGACACGGAGCGACGUCCUCAGGGCGGGACCCGGCUCGGCGGUGGACCUCAGGAGCGAGGUCGAGGCCUCGCAGACACUGGCCGCAGACGGCGGUCCGCAGGACGUGGCCGCCAAGGCGGAGGCGACGCCGUCUCCGACGUGCAAGUUCCACCGCACGCGGUCGGCCGUGCUUCGCGCCGAGGACCUUCCCAAGAACGCACCGCCACAGGUGGUUCGCUUCAACGUCGGCGCCGACGACCCCGCUGCUGCCACCGCCACCAGCGGCGCCACCGCCUCGAGAACCCUGUCCGGCGGAGGACGGGCCAGGGGUGCGGGCCCGUCGCCCAGCGCGAGGGCCGCUCUCGUCCGAGGCGUGAGCUUCGAGCACACCACGUUCCACCGGAGCAAGUCCGCCGUCAUGCACCGAGGCAGCCUGUCGGGAGAGGAGGCGACGACCGCCGCGUCGGUGUCGUCCUCGUCGGCCAAGUCUUCGCCGACCAGGUCUCCGAGGGGUCAGGGUGCCAACGCCUCGCCCUUCAAGGAACGCCCACUGGCGCCCGCGGUGGCCAGGGUUCAGCAGCUGCAGCAGAUCCCCGCGGCGCGAAGUCAGAGCUCCAAGAGUGCCGCCGCAGCAGGGAGCGACCCUCGAGCGACCACGAUGGCAGUGCAGCUGUACGAGCCGCCCUUUGCGAGGCCGCCAAUCUCGGAUCUCAGCAACGAGAAUUACACGCGAUUCCACCGCAUCAGAGCUGUGCAACAGCAGCAGCAGGCAGCCGGCGUUAGUGCUCCAGGGGUCACGGCCCGCAGGAAAGAGGCAACAACAUCGCAGAACCUGCUCCUCAGGACAAGGUCGAUGACUACUUCCCGAUCCUCGACAAACCUCACUCAGCCGCAGCUGCAGGAGGGCGCGAAGACCAGCGGCAAGCCGAACAGGGACAAGAACGCGUCCGCUAGCCAAGAGGCCAAAGGAGCCGCUUCCCCAACCGACGCCGGUCAAAGACUCGCGGCGGAAGCGACGCCAAAGCUCCGAAGGACGUCGUCGGGGCCGUCCAGGAGACCGGCCCGGACAGCGAAGGAGCCGGUGCCGUGGACGUCGCUGGCUGUUCAGACAGCCGCCGGCGUAAUCGCGCUCCUGUGCAAGCCGCAGGAGGGCGAAUCCGCGAGCCUGCUGCCGCCAAGGCCGCUGCAGGCCAAGCUGGGCGCGCCGCCGGUCCGACAGACCAGGGUGCCGCGCCUCGUCACAGUGAGCGUCAGCGACGAGGACUCGAGCGAAGACCGCGAGAACAGUGCGUCGUUCGGACAACGGGACUCCUCUUCUAGUCUUGCUCAACCUUCUUCGUAGUUGGGGUUCUGUCGUAGAAAAAAAGGAGGUGGGGUGGCCGAGCAGAUGCCGCUCAAAUAGAAUCGCUGGAGCUGCAUGCGGCUGCGCCGUGCACGGAACGCGGUCUCCGUCGGGUUGCCGAUACGGAUGUCACCACCUGGGUGCACUCGCUGAUGCAGGGCGCCAGAGUCUACACCCGGACACCCGCUAGCCACGUGGAGACUGCAGUCUGUACAUGCGAGAGCUGAGCUGUAAGCAAGUGACAUCGGUAACGUGCGCCUGCAGUAGCUUGGAUCACUGUAUAAGGACCGCCUUGGUGGUAAACCGUGGAAGGUCACAGGUUACUACUUUCAAUGCGACAUACGGUGUUGAAAUGGAUACAUGAAAGAUCCACUAAUCUGCUACAUCGCUAAGAGAUAGAGAGAUAGAUAGAGAGAGAGUGUUUGUGAAGAGGAAAAGGCGCUAUUUUCCGCGAUAGUUUUUAGGGAGCACGGCUCAGCGCCUAAUCGCUAAGUGACAGCGUAAUAUCCAGAUAGAGGAAGAGAGAGAGAGAGAGAGAGAGAUGCAAUAAGGGUAAGGCAGGGUUGUUAACCAGACUCAGCCUGUUUGACUACCUUGCUCUGGGGAAAGGGGGACGUGGAUAAGAAAAUGAGAAGUAACGCAAAAUUCUCACAGUAAGCACGCACAAAGAAAAACGCUGAAGCGGUCAUACGGGCUGCACUAGCUGUAUGCAACAAGCUGAAGGUACUGCCAGUGACUCAACACGACGAUGGCGGCGUAUGCGGCGCUAUGCAGGGAUGUCAAGGUAGGGAAGGGAAGGUUGUGAAAAAUGUGUUCCCUCCGGAGAAACCAAGCUCCGUAGACGCAUGAGCAAUAACGACCACUACGGUUUAUUUCGUUAGGAACGAAUGCCCGGAGAUGUGGUAAGAGACGUUUGAGGAUUUCGAAUGAGUGCGCGGUGGAAAGGUCCGUGAAGGACAACAGUGCGAUCUAUGAUAGCAACUAGUCUCUACCUUUAUCGAUCUCCGGCUUCGCCAGUCGAUUUAGGAGGUGCAUUCUCUUUCUUGUUUCGGACUUCUGAGUCACCGAUUACGCAUUCUUGGAGAGAACUUUAGCAAGAAAAGAAAAAUCGUGCAAAGUGUGGCGCGGUUUACAGCGCUCUCUAAGAUCUUGUCCAUGGGAGGCAUUCUGUAAGAGUCCAUCAAGUGGACACGCCCCUUUCGUCAAGUGCUGAAGUGCUGACUGGCUGUGGCGCCUGGUUGAUGUGCACGCGCAGCCCACCACAACCAACGAGCACUUCAGCAGCUGACCAAAUGGGCAUGUCCACUAGAAAGACUCUUACAGAAUGCCUCCCCUGUAAAGACCAUUUGAAAUUAUGCCAGAUAAAUUAUUAUUUGCCAGCUUUAUGCACCGAUGUUUGUUUCUUAUUGAUCUAUAGUAUAUCUUUUCAAGCCUAUAUGUACCGUAUUUCUGGCUAUUUUAUUGUUACCUUAUGCUACCUGUAUCGGAGCCUUCAGAAUGAAGCUGACAACUUGGCUGUUAGAAAAUUCAAUUGCCCAUCUUUUAUUUAUUAUAUCUCCUAAGGGCUGCCAUGACUUCAGUUUACACCAUGCGCGCUAUGUUACAAUAAAAGCCGCAAGAAACGCUG